CAAAGCCCUGUGGUGAUGGUGGUUGGUUCUUCUUUUGUUUCUCUCGUUUUCCCUCGUGUUCUCUCUGUAUAGAAUACCUGCACCACCCAGUGCCUCCUCCCCCACCACGUCCGCUCCUCCUGUACAGCGUUGCAUUGUGUAUGUACGGCCAGACGGUGGCGAACAAGGGCCAGUCUUUGCCUGACGGUUAUGGGAGUUGGAUGUGUUCAGUUUUCGAUCGCCGUGGUACGUGCUCAAACAUUCGAAAUCGCCACACACACAGAGGACAAGUACCCAAUUAUGUUUUGGAGUGGAUGACAUUUGAAAACGACGAGUAAAUCUCAAAAAGGAGACCUCCUUUGUCGUUUGCCCCCCAGUGAAAAUUUGUUGUUGAUCCGCCCCUCUUUCGUUUUUCAAUCGAUGGUGUGGAAUUCUCAGUCGUCUUGAAUGUAUCCAGACACGGAAAAAGGGCGAUAAAAUCCUCAUUGGGAUUCCAUGAGUCACAUCGCAUCGGAGCUCUGACUUGGAACAAGACACACACACACACAGAAAAAAAAGGUACCAACAAGAAUGGACGGAUCGACGGCCGUCUGGCUGGGCUUGACGUUGGCCGCCCCGUUGACGUUGGUGCCCGAAAUCGCCCUGCUCCGUCUCUUGCAUUCGAGGAGGGCCGCCUGGCACCCGCUGGACGUCCUCAUCGUCUCCUUGUUGGUCGGCCAGCUGUGUUGCACGUUGGUGACCUUGGGCCUGAGCGCCACCGCCCUGGCUGAAACGGCCGGUCUCCUAUCUGGCCGCGGUACGCCCAGACUGGUGGAAGGUGAAAGUACUAGUCCAUUUGUAGCUCUGGAACUGCUUCAUCACCGGACGCCCCUCUGCGCCGCCCUCAUCUCCUUCUGGGCAGCCGCCCACACCCUACACGCCGCCACUUUAACUUCCAUGGCCGUCGAUCGGGCCAUGACCAUCCGCUGGCCCUACAAGUACCGAGUCAGCGUCAGGCGCACCCAAAUCCGCUACCAUGUCGUCGUUUUGGCCGUCGUCAGUUUACUCGUCGGAGUCGCCACUUUGUUCGCUAGUACCAGCGGAAUCGGCGCCUCAUCCUCCGCAUCGUCGUUAUCUUUUUUAGCGACUCCACGACCGUUACCAACGACGACCGUAACAGCGACGACAUUACCGCCCGCAUUCCAUAACGACACUAUGACCGACUCUGCUGUUAUUGCCGAGGCCGCCGUCAUGGCCAUGGAAGCGAAUUAUUGCUCAUUUUUGCCGUAUACCUUCGAUUCGCGGUUUGCGCUCUUUUGGCUCUGCUUGCACGGCGUCCUCUUCUUAACGACGCUCACCGCUGGAGCCAUCGUCUUCGUUACCAGGAUUAUGAUUCGAUGCUCAAAUGGAUUCUCCGGACGGCUAGGACUGGCCGGCGGUUCGGGUUCGGAUAUGCGCACGUUGGGCAAUGCGUCCGAUGGAUCGUCUGCUACGCUUCCACUUCCGACGACGACGUCCUCAUCGUCGUCUGCUCUGCCGACGCUUCCAGCUCCUCCACCUCCACGGUACACUCCCGGGCCGGUGGCUUGUCUCAGUGGCCAGCAGCACGGGACGGCCAAAGUGUCACCCACUCCGCAACUGACGCGUUCCAGUCAUCCGAAUUUCAUGUUCGGAUCGACGGACAAAAACUUUAUGAAUCUUCUACAUCAUCACGAGAGCGGGGGAAUGUUGGCCGAUCAUCACAAAACGGGCACGGCCGAUUUCUGCGCUGCAACUGUUGGCGGAGGCUGCUGCGGCGGCGGUAGCUGGAACAGACAAAGACACUCUACGGUGGCAGCUGUGCUCAUCGUGGCGUACCUAACCCAUCAUCUCCCAUUGCUGGUAUUGACGACGUUGGGCACGUUUUUCGUCGACAUUCUACCGGCCGGUUGGCCUUUUUCUGCCCUCAUCUUGGGCUUGUCCCUCUUCUCCGGACUCUUGUUCAUGGCCGUCCUCGUUUUUAUCGACCCAGUCCUUUACGCGUGGAUGGUCGACUCGCUAAGACCGGCUUCACGACGCAUUGGCGGCGACCGACAUCGUCAUCUCAACCACCAGCGCUCGCCCGUGACGUCCGAGUCGGCUACCUUGGAACAGAAUCUCGCUCCCAUGAAAAUCGACGAUGACACCCGUUACCGGAUGAGCCAGAUUUAUUCACAGGAACCGACUGAAGCCAAAUUCCCUUUAACUAACGGUUCGCUUUUCGUUCACUUGAUGAAUCCUUCAUCGGGCGAUGGCAAACGAGCCAAUCGUCGUCCGUCGCGAAUGGGCGUUUCGGCCUACGACCACCGACCCCAGCUCAGCCACGAGGAGUUAGUUGCUUCAUCGAACGCUGUAAUGGCGGCUCAACAGCCUCACGUUGCCCAAGUCGUUUAUCCCGAAGCCAUUAAGCCGCCCCUUAUGACAUUUAUGAGCCGCGCUAGGAUCCUAUCCAUGACGUCGACCAUCGACUCGUUUAAAAGCCAAAGCAAUGCCGAUGGCAAUAGCUCAUCAUCGAGGCAACAGCAGCAGAUGGAACCGUUCUACAACGACCCAUUGUCGAUUGGCGCUCCACCUUCCUUCGCCGACGUGCAGGAACAAAUUGCCGAUGCCCCCGUUCAUCACGCACCCAUAACCACACUCUCGAAAUUCAAAAGUCACGAACCGAUUUACGCCUCCUUGUCCGAGACCCUUAGUUCGUGUCACACGCUCGACAGUGUCGAAGGCCCCGCGGCCUUGGACGAGUUGCGCGAAAUGCGGGAAAUGGAUGAGGAAGAGGAAGAAGACGAAGGAUCGGCGACAGAAAGCGCCGGUGACGAUUUCGAAUUUCACAAUAUAAGGACGUCGCGUCAGACGCUCAUUACGCCACAAGUGAACGCCGCCUCACCGGCCCCUGCCGCUCCUGAAGUUGUUUUCGGAUUGGAGGAUUUGAGACCGCGUUCGAGAGUCGCCCGUUCGGCCACUUAUCGCGUCCUCUGCAAUGGCCUGGACGUCAAAUGCGCCAGUAAACACGACAAAAACGACCCGGUAGAAAAUGCCGUGCUGGCGGCCACGAGCGAAAGCCAACACGGCAUCGUCACUUGCGUCACCAUUCAGAUCGGUCAAAAGGAACAGACGGCAUUUGGAGGCUCGUCGUCCAGUUUACGACGCUCCAAAUUGCUGACCUCUUUGUCGAUGAACGACAUUGACGUUCUCGGCCAAAGCCAAGAGGACGAACUUGGCGGCAGACUGGAUUGCAGUGACGGAAUCAGUCAAUUUGACGCACCUAUGCGCAGUGAUUCGCUCUUUUCUCUCUACGUGGACGAGCCAUCGUCGCAAGAGUCUUCGUUAUCGUCUCCCUUCAAAGAGACGAAUCAGUCAUUGAUGUGCUCGGCUAUUGAAUUGUCCAAUCAACUGGCAAACUACGAAAGCCCAGCGCGGCGAUCCCCGCUUCGACAACAACAACAACAACAUCCACCGCCAAUGGUUAAUUUACGUAAAAAGUCGAGUCAUCGAAGUCGUGCGGCCGUUCUCAAGCGGUUCCAGCAGAGAGAAAUGUCGUGGCCAGGCCAAGUUAACGGUAGCCAUCAAUCGGGCGCACCUCUCAAAACGGGCAGCGUCGUGUCCAUCGCCGCGCUCAAAGCCGCUCUAACCCAGUCGCCCACGUCCCACUACCUGGACAACGGUGAUGUCUACUAUCCUCAGCGGCAGCAAGUGCACAAGCAGCAGCAGCAACAACAAUCCAAAACGGUUUUCGUUAGCGAUUACAUUUAAACAAGAUUGUCGUGACGAAGUGUAGGAGCCAACAACGUGACUAGGUCAUCGAGAGGAAACGACGAAUUUUUGCGAUUCAUUUUUUUGUUGUUGUUUACCACACGUCGGCGAAAAGCUUUAACAAUCACCACACUCUCUCUCUUCCUAUUUCAACUGGAAAUGUAAGAUUCUAGUUGAAAUGGGAACCGAUGUAUUUAACGACUAUAUAUAUAUUAUAUAUAUUAUUUUGUCUCAUCAUUGUAUAGAAUAGUGUGCAACUCGAAUGGUUGCAAUUGUGUGUGUGUGUGUACAUUACUUACAUCCUAUAGUGUUUUGUAGGACGUUGCAUAUGUUGUUAAUCACACAUUUCCGAAACUGGUUUUCCCUUUCCAGAUUUCACUCUGCCCUUCACUCAUCCGAAAAUACGCGGAUGACUUAUUGUAUAGAGUUCCAUUGCGGCAUAGGGGACGCAUCAUGAUGAAUCGUGAAGAAGACGAAAUUAAAUAAGGGAAGAUAAUCGGGAAUUUUAAAACAAAAUCAUUUACAAUGCCCUUUUGGCAUCCAUCAUCAGCUGUCUGGUUCGUCAGUCAGUCAUCCCUCCCAUUUCAUCCGUACUUCUUUGAAUAAGGUGGCUGUGUUUGUUUUAUUUUUACUUGUGUGUGUUUUUGUUCGACAGUGCUAUUAUCGUAUUCAUUUGAAGACCCAUGUUUUAUGUAUCUACGUACAGUAUAUACCAAUGUAUAUAUUUGUAUGUUUGUGCGUGUGUGUGUGUGUGUAUUCACCAACUAUGCGUUACAAACCAGUCACCUUUUUUCAUCAUCAAGCACUUUCUACACACCUUACAUUU
Messenger RNA from Daphnia carinata, 4552 nucleotides. RefSeq lists its product as uncharacterized. Gene Ontology annotation, molecular function: G protein-coupled receptor activity. Gene Ontology annotation, biological process: G protein-coupled receptor signaling pathway. Gene Ontology annotation, cellular component: membrane. The record is from RefSeq and is a predicted model, not a curated record. NCBI's taxonomy places the organism in Eukaryota, Metazoa, Arthropoda, Branchiopoda, Diplostraca, Daphniidae.